UAUUUAGUUAAAGAACUACUCCGAGAUAAUUGUGUCCUUAGUCACAAUAAAACUUCACCUCAUCUGCAUGACCUCGCGAGACUACCGUCUCUAUUGUCAUCGCCCUUCUGCAUCAUUAUCGCGAGGUUUGAUCAGCUGUUAGGUCUGUUUUUAGAGUUUAGUGCUUGGAUGGUCAACACGUGGGGAGGAUAGAGAAAGAGACAGUGUAGGGGGGGCACACGUUGGGAUUUAGUCGGGCCCGGAAUACGUACGUUUAUAUCACUACUUUAAUUCACCGUGGCGGCGCGGAGGACGCUUGUAUACUGUCGUACAGCAGCGCAGCCUGAUUUUUUUCGAGUCUCCAGUAAGUAGGCAUGCCUAGGCAGGCGGUGGAGUGAAACACGCACACAUGGCGAGUGUGCGCAGAGAAAGGUGUAGCUGCUAGGGUCCUGAGGAGAUGCCACUGAGGUUCCGGUCUAUUGUUCCGUACACGCUGCCUGGAGUGCUGGCGCUUAUAGGCUGGUGGUGGUACAUCUCACGCAAGAAAGAGCGAAUCACCAACCACGACAGCGAAGAGGGGGCAGCGGCCAUGGGCCUGCUGAUGUCCCCGGCUCUCAGUGAGGGCAGCAACGGCCUGGUAGAGAAAGGGACAGUGUCCCCCUGCAGGACAGCCAUUACCCCAACAACUAGCAGCAGAGUGAGACCAUCCAAGGCCAACCAGCAACGGUCAACAGAACAGGACGUCAUAGCACAGAUUCACAUCCCGGCCAUUAAUGCCGAGGCAGUAGAGGUACAGAGUACAUCCUGUUCACCUACAGAGAGGGCCUCCCACCAUCCAGACAGAGCCAGCGCAGUCACAGACCCUGGUGUAGAUAGCUGCCGACAGACACCCAGGAGCAGUUCUCCCGCAGCCUCGCCUUUACCAACACAGACUAGGGAGGGGAGCUCGGGCCCCCCGGGAGAACACUGGGCCACUGUGAAGAGCCCGCCAGCCACCAUUGCCUUGGUUACAGUGCCGGUGAAAUCAACGGUUACCGAGCAGGUCCAUGCUCCAGUGAAGGAGGCCAUCUCCACAGCAUCAGAAGCACUUGUACUCUCCCAGACGGCCCACGCCACGACUAGUUCCUCCAUAGCAGCAGACCUGACGAAUGCAGAGAGGCCCGAUCCAGAGGGAGAGGUGGCAGCAGCCCAUGAGGCAGCAGUGGCCUUCACACAGAACCUGCUGGUGGAGCUAGUGGCUAAAGAUUCGCUCCCGGUCCCCUCCAGCAGUACCAAAGAUGAGCUGCCCUCCUCGCCUGUCAUCUCAGCUGAGAUGCCGGCCCAGGCCCUGACAGUAGUCAUACAUGAACCCCUCUUCCCAGAGACCCCCAUAUCAUCGCAGGGCUCCUACCAUGCCGUCAUCACCAGUACUCUGGCCUCCCCAACCCAAGGCCCCCAGCAAGAGAACGGGGCACCUGGCAGCACUGAGGAGCUGGAGUACCUGGCAGCAGGUCUGAUCACUGAGGUCAUCUCUGCAGCCACCCAGGAGGUCCUCGGUGUUACCUCCUGUCCAGAGACCUGGCUUGGCCAAUCCGCCACCGAGCACAGCUUCAGAAGCACCCCACUGGCCAAUGGGAGGCCAUGCUCUGAGCAAGAGCCACUCACAAGGAACAUGGAGGAAGGGCCCUCCCCAAUAAGCCACUCUGAGAUAGAGUGGAGAGAGCAGCAGAAAGAAGGGAUCCCCAAUGGUUGCCCGCCUACCCCGGCAUGGGAGCACAUGGGGACAGCGAACGCACUGAGUAACCCCUGGGCAACAGCAUCCUCACAGGAGGGGAGGCAAGAAGUGAGGGGCGUGCCUAGCAACCUGGACAAACUGAAGGGAGAUGGGGGGGUGAUGGUGGCAGAGGACUCAGCCUGUAGUACGUGCCACUCUGAGGAUGGGGUAAGCAGUGAGGACCAGCAGAGCAGGGAGAACCAGGAGGAUCUGAUCCAGGUGUCAGGGAUGUCUGAGGGGGAGGGUGGUCUGCCCCAAGCCCCAGAAGAGGUAGUGACCGAGGCAGAGGUCAUGGCAGCUCUACCAGGCCAUGUGCUGGGUGCUGUUGGCCAAGUGAAGAGGCUCAACGGCAUGGGCCUGAGGAACGGUUCUCAUGGGAUGAGUGAGACUGAGACCGAUCAGUCUGGAGGCUCGGAUGUGAACAGCAUGGACUCAGUCGACAGCGGCUGCACCAUGGGAGCUAGGGACAGUGGCAGCCCUGCCAUGGCUCUGGGCUCUGAACUCAUCGUUUGGGAGAUUGAGGUGCCAAAGCAUCUGGUGGGUCGGUUAAUUGGGAAACAGGGGCGAUACGUGAGCUUCCUGAAGCAAAGCUCUGGUGCGAAGAUCUACAUCUCCACCCUCCCUUACACUCAAGAGUUCCAGAUCUGCCACAUAGAGGGUUCCCAGCAGCAGGUGGACAAAGCCUUGUCCCUGAUCGGGAAGAAGUUUAAGGAUUUGGACCUGACCAACCUCUAUGCCCCCCCACCUCUGCCACUCACGCUACCCUCGCUGCCCAUGACCACCUGGCUUCUUCUCCCCAGCGGUGUGACCGUAGAGGUGAUCGUAGUGAACAUUGUGUCGGCGGGUCACCUCUUCGUCCAGCAGCACACACACCCUACGUACCACGCCCUGCGCAGCCUGGACCAGCAGAUGUUCCUGUGUUACUCCCAGCCAGAGACACCCACCCUGCCCUCGCCUGCUGAGGUGGGGGUGAUCUGUGCGGCGCCGGCGGUAGAGGGAGCCUGGUGGAGAGCCCAGGUCAUCUCCUUCUACAAAGACACCAACGAGGUUGAGAUCCGAUAUGUGGACUAUGGCGGCUAUGACAGAGUGAAGAUUGACACACUACGACAAAUAAGGUCGGACUUCGUAACAUUACCGUUCCAAGGUGCAGAAGUAUUACUGGACAACAUUGCCCCCCUUCCAGGAGAGAAGAGCUUUUCAACAGAGGCCACCUCUGCACUGGAGGAGAUGACGAGAGGGGUAGCACUGCUUGCACAGGUCACAAACUACGACAACAACACUGGUCUCCCAUUGGUCCAGAUGUGGAAUAUGGUUGGAGAAGAGCUGCUAUCAGUGAACCGCACACUGGCAGAGCGAGCAUUGGGUACCUGGGUUGACAGCUUUUGAACCUUGCUGCCUGACCCCCCCGCCCACCACCCCUCAACCCCUUCUCAGCUCCACCACACCCCUCCUAGACCCCUUCUUCUCACCUAAUCUCUGGAGUCUGGCCCUACCAGCCCUCCAGAUACACCCCAUAACACUUCGAUGGAGGAACACAACCACUGGAUUUGGGACUUUUUGUUUGUUUUGUUUUUGAUUGUUGGGUUUUUACACCACGUUUCAAAAAUAAAUUCAAAAUGGUUGAAUGCUGAAAAGACAACGAAGUAUUUCGUUAGAAUAAGCCAACUCCUCUACUCCCCCAUACACCAAAAGAACUUGAAGAAGGAAAAUAAAGUACUUGUACAUUUUAAAAAGAAAUCUAUAUUGUAACUAAAUAAAGGUCGAUCUGAUUUUUUUUGUUCCUAUCUGACUUUUCACUCCAACUUUGCCUGUGGAGUCUCAUGCUGUGGAUGUAAAAACACUCUGUCAAUGGAGAACUAACCUCACUGUCAGCUGUAACUACAUAUUUACAAUUCUAUUGUGACAUCGAAGGAAUUGGGCUGUGAAGAUUGGGCUAAAUGUGAGGUUUCUAGAUUAUUGUAUGUAGUGCAGUAGUCAUGGUCUCCAUUUCAUGUGCUGGGUGGCUGUGUCUUGUCGUUUGGUCCCAUCAUGACGGCUGUGGACAUAGAGGCCUGGGGGGUAAGAAUGGUGUCUGAAUUCACGGUUGUGACUAAGACUGUCUGUGGAGACCCCAAAAAAUGUAGAUCUCAGCUUUGUUGGUGCUCACCACAGUCAAGGAGCCAGAUGGGGUGGGGCUGAGUCCUAUCGCUGACCUGGGUGACUGACAGGGAGAAGGUGCAGAACCGGGGUCACAGGAGUCGUGUGAAGGCCUGCUCAUCUGCCCUGGCCUCUCCAGUCUGUACAACACUGUGGCCUUAUGGAGAAACAAAAUGUGCUUCCUUUUCUGGGAUCUCCAACUGACCUGCAUGCAGACCAAGCUGACCCCUCCUUUCUCUCCAUCUAUGUGGCCCGGGGUGUCACCAUGCAAUCGCAGGUUGCCUUCAGUGUUUUUCCAUCAUCCUGACUGGCAUCACAGCUGGCACCCCCACCACUACAUUUCAGAUCCACUACUGUUAUCUGGAGCUGUUGAGUCUGGGACAUGACAUGAGGCUGAGUGGAAGGGUAGGGGUGCACCAGCUCCACUCUUUUUCCCUCGACUGACUCCAGGGGCCUGGCGUGACUCUUGGUGCAGCUGUCCAAGGACUUCAAGAGAGUGGACACCACCGUGCGGUAGUAUUGGUGUGUGUGGAAACACUACGACCACAGACAGGCCUGUGAUACCUGACCUGGAACUCUUACAGAACGGCUUUGAGUUGGAGUAAUUUAGCCCUGCUCAGUCGGGAUAGGCCCAGUGCUCAUAUAAAAAAUCUGUCUUCUAAUAUGCAUGUUAACCUGCCUAGGUCUGCGUCCCUCUAAUGGUCUUCACUGUGUUUUUCCUCCUACAUACUGACCCCAAAACAUUAUUACACAUUUACAUUUGUGUUGCAGUUUCCAUACUUAAAAGUAGUUAAAUGGAUCCAACCCAGCGGGCUGGAAUGGGUUGUUAGCCCCUUUGCACGGUGAGAAAUGAGGUCCUUGAAGGUACCAGUCCUCUUCAGCAGUGUAUGAAAGUACAGAGAAAGUGAGCCAUGAGAAUCAGUCUCCCACACUGCAGAUAUUAUUGUAAUAGAUACAGUGCAUUUGGGAAGUAUUCAGAUCCCUUGAAUUUUUCCACAUUUUGUUCCGUUACAGCCCUGUUCUAAAUGUAUUACACACAACAACCCAUUGACUUAUUUUUUGCAAAUGUAUUAAAAAUGUAAAACAAACUUUUUUAAAGUAAGUAUUCAGACUCUUUGCUAUGACUCGAAAUUGAGCUUGGAUGCAUCCUGUUUCCAUUGAUCUUCCUUGAGAUGUUUCUAGAACUUGAUUGGAGUCCACCUGUGGUAAAUUCAAUUGAUUAGAUAUGAUUUGGAAAGGCACAAACCUGUCCAUAUAAGGUUGACAGUGCAUGUCAGAGCAAAAACAAAGCCAUGAGGUUGAAGGAAUUGUCCGUAGAGCUUCGAGACAGGAUUGUGUUGAAGCACAGAUCUGGAGAAGGGUACCAAAACAUUUCUGCAGCAUUGAUGGUCCCCAAGAACCCAGUGGCCUCCAUCAUUCUUAAAUGGAAGAAGUUUGGAACCACCAAGACUCUUCCUGGAGCUGGCUGUCUAGCCAAACUGAGCAAUCGGAGAAGGGCCCCUUGGUCAAGGAGGUGACCAAGAACCCAAUGGUCACGCUGACAGAGCUCGAGUUCCGCUGUGGAGAUGUGAUAACCUUGCAGAAGUACAACCAUCUCUGCAGCACUUCACCAAUCAGGCCUUUACGGUAGAGUGGCCCGACAGAAGCCACUCCUCAGUAAAAAGCACAUGACAGCCCAUGUGAAGUUUGUCAAAAGGCACCUAAAGGACUCUGACCAUGAGAAACAAGAUGCUAAUUUCUGGUGGAACCAAAUUGAACUCUGGUCUGAAAGCCAAGAGUCACGUCUGGAGGAAACCUGGCACCAUCCCUACGGUGAAGCAUGGUGGUGGCAGCAUCAUGCUGUGGGGAUGUUUUUCAGAGACUGGGAGACUAGUCAGAAUCGAAGGGAUAGAUGAACAGAGCAAAGUACAGAGAGAGAUCCUUGAUGAAAACCUGUUCCAGAGCGCUCAGACUGGGGUGAAGGUUCAACUUCUAACAGGACAACAAUCCUAAGCACACAGCCAAGACAAUACAGGAGUGGCUUCGGGACAAGUCUCUGAAUGUCCAUGGGGUGGCCCAGCCAGAGCCCGGACUUGAACCCGAUCAAACAUCUCUGGGGAGACAUGAAAAUAGCUGUGCAGCGACGCUCCCCAUCCAACCUGACAGCUUGAGAGGAUCUACAGAGAAGAAUGUGAGAAACUCCCCAAAUACAGGUGUGCCAGUCUUGUAGCGUUAUACCCAAGAAGACUCGAGGCUGUAAUUGUUGCCAAAGGUGCUUUAAGAAAGUACUGAGUAUAAGGUCAGAAUACUUAUGUAAAUUUGAUAUUUAAGUUUUAGAUUUCUUUUUUAAAUACAUUUGCUAAAAAUGUCUAAAACUAGUUUUUGCUUUGACAUUAUGGGGUAUUGUGUGUAGAUUGAGAGGGAAAAAAACUAUACAAUCCAUUUUAGAAUAAGCCUGUUACAAAAUGUGGAAAAAGUCAAGGGGUUUGAAUACUUUCUGAAUGCACUGUAGCUUUUCUCAAAGCUUUAUACUGUAGCUGUGCUUUGGUCUUGUUGGGUUUUCCAUAGGAUUAAUUGCAGUGUCAUUUAUUGAACCAAAUACAUUUUUUGAAUGUAUUUUUGAUCAUGUUUCCUGAUCGAUGUUGUCGUCCCUACUGAGGCACAGAGGCAGGACUCACCGCCAGCCCAGGCUGCAGCUUCCGCUCUAUCCCAUCUGGGUUAUCUGCUUUUAGGUGUAGGAGACAUGAUUACUGUACUUCUAGAUUUGGAGUUCUCUGUCCUGUCUCGUUGCCUCACAAUGCUUUUUUUUAUUUUUAUCAAAUCGUUGCUUUUGAAUGUGUCCCGUCUGCUAAUCAUACCACACACUUGAAUUUGAUUGCUCUGCUAAUAAGGCAGCUUCCGACCCUCUGCUUGGUCUUGUUGUGGCAGAGUUGACGUUAAGAACAGGAUAGAGUAUGGAUCUUACCUAACAGUUUUGCUUGACUGUUUUCCUGCAUUACUAUUAAAACUGACAGCAUUGGCAUGUAAACUACAUUACAAAGACUUACUUCCAAGGUGUUUAAAUGUCAGUUAUUAGUUAGUCCAAUGUAAGUACUGUAUCUCCCCUACCUUAAAAACUGUUCAUGUUUUGUGGAACCAUAGCAAGUAAGGCAUCUAGCUACUAACUUACUACAAAUUCAAGGCACUUGUCAAGGCUAGAUAAGGUUAUAGUCCAAAGCUGGUGUGGGGCAGGAGCCAUAUUGUAUGAACUUUUCAGUCCCUUAACUUUAUGUUUAAAAGAGCUGUUUUCAACCAAUGUCCUCCUCCUUGAUUUCAGCUUGGUUAUAUCACAGUCAUCGAAGAUUAAUUACUCCAUUGAUCCAAAUGACACCCAUCUGCCAUGUCACUCAAACUCCUAUCUUGCUUGAUCAAACCAGAAUUAUUUCUUGACUUGUGCAGGUCUGUGUAAAUACGAUAUUUCACUGAACUUUUGUAUAACACUGGAAACAAAGGGAACAUGUGUUUUUGGUUCACCCCUUCCAAAACCGCUCAUUGUUCUGUCGGUAAGGCUGGUUUGAAGUGGUUGCUUAGCUAGAUAACUAAUCAUUUGAUUAUUUAAAUGAGUGUAAGCAAUCCUGCCCAGAGCAUUUAACAUGUACAGGUCAGUUUUUGCAAGGCUCAUCAAAUGUUUGAUUCUUGGUUGUACAGAUCUAUAAAAUAAAGUUAUUAAAUGCUA
Oncorhynchus kisutch (coho salmon) is the source of this 7562-nucleotide messenger RNA. RefSeq names its product A-kinase anchor protein 1, mitochondrial-like. The transcript is spliced from 12 exons. The record is from RefSeq and is a predicted model, not a curated record. Bases 437 to 3118 code for a protein of 893 amino acids. Lineage: Eukaryota; Metazoa; Chordata; Actinopteri; Salmoniformes; Salmonidae. Gene Ontology annotation, cellular component: membrane; mitochondrion. Gene Ontology annotation, molecular function: RNA binding; protein kinase A regulatory subunit binding.